This is a messenger RNA of Scomber japonicus (chub mackerel), 1896 nucleotides long. It is a transcript of the gene ruvbl2, whose product is annotated as RuvB-like AAA ATPase 2. Gene Ontology annotation, molecular function: ATP hydrolysis activity; DNA helicase activity; ATP binding. The transcript has 14 exons. The record is from RefSeq and is a predicted model, not a curated record. The coding region runs from base 150 to 1529 and encodes 459 amino acids. NCBI's taxonomy places the organism in Eukaryota, Metazoa, Chordata, Actinopteri, Scombriformes, Scombridae. Gene Ontology annotation, biological process: regulation of transcription by RNA polymerase II; box C/D snoRNP assembly; chromatin remodeling. Gene Ontology annotation, cellular component: Swr1 complex; R2TP complex; NuA4 histone acetyltransferase complex.
GUUAUAUUUCACUCAAAGGGUUGUGUUAAAGACUCCAGACUUCAGACUUUGACCACAUAUUUGAGGGAUUAGGUAUUUUAGUUGUAAUGGGACUCCCUGAUGCUGCUUAUAUUUUGGACCUUGUCUCUUCAAAUGAGAUCCUCUAAAAGAUGGCGGCUACAAAGGUCCCAGAGGUUCGUGACAUCACACGGAUUGAGAGAAUUGGUGCACAUUCUCACAUUCGUGGCCUUGGCUUGGAUGAUGCUUUGGAACCAAGACAGGUGUCUCAGGGGAUGGUUGGCCAGCUGGCCUCCCGUCGGGCAGCAGGGGUCAUUCUGGAGAUGAUCAAAGACGGCCAUAUUGCUGGCAGAGCUGUACUGAUCGCCGGCCAACCUGGCACAGGAAAGACUGCCAUCGCUAUGGGUAUCGCCCAGUCUCUGGGCCCUGACACACCCUUCACAGCAUUGGCCGGUAGUGAAAUCUUCUCUCUGGAGAUGAGCAAGACCGAGGCACUCAGCCAAGCUUUUAGAAAAGCCAUCGGAGUGAGGAUCAAAGAAGAGACAGAGAUUAUUGAAGGAGAAGUGGUGGAAAUCCAGAUUGAUAGACCAGCUACUGGAACGGGUGCCAAGGUGGGCAAGCUGACUCUGAAGACCACUGAGAUGGAGACAAUAUAUGACCUGGGUAACAAGAUGAUUGACAGUCUUAGUAAAGAGAAAGUUCAAGCAGGUGAUGUUAUUACCAUUGACAAAGCCACCGGAAAGAUCAGCAAGUUGGGCCGCUCCUUCACCAGAGCCAGAGACUAUGAUGCCAUGGGAGCUCAGACACAGUUCGUACAGUGUCCAGAGGGAGAGCUGCAGAAGAGGAAGGAAGUGGUCCAUACAGUGUCCCUCCACGAGAUCGACGUCAUCAACAGCCGCACACAAGGCUUCCUGGCUCUGUUCUCCGGAGACACCGGAGAGAUCAAGUCGGAAGUCCGCGAGCAGAUUAAUGCCAAAGUGUGUGAGUGGAGGGAAGAAGGCAAGGCUGAGAUCAUACCAGGGGUGUUAUUUAUUGAUGAAGUUCAUAUGUUGGACAUGGAGUGCUUUUCCUUCCUGAACCGUGCUCUGGAGAGUGACUUGUCCCCUGUUCUCAUUAUGGCCACCAACAGAGGCAUCACUCGUAUCCGCGGCACAAACUAUCAGAGCCCUCAUGGCAUCCCCAUCGAUCUACUGGAUCGACUGCUCAUCAUCACCACCUCCCCUUACACCGAAAAAGAAACAAGGCAGAUCCUCAAGAUCCGAUGUGAGGAGGAGGACGUGGAGCUGAGCGAGGAGGCUCACACGGUUCUGACCCGCAUCGGCAUGGAGACGUCGCUACGCUACGCUAUCCAGCUGAUCAGCACUGCUGGCUUAGUGUGUCGCAAACGCAAGGGGACAGAAGUUCAGGUGGAGGACAUUAAGAGGGUUUACUCUCUUUUCCUGGAUGAGGCCAGAUCCUCUCAGUACAUGAAGGAGUAUCAGGAUUCCUUCCUCUUCAAUGAAACACAAACAGCUUCAAUGGAUACCUCAUAAUGAAGAUGACUGUUUUCUAACUGUGAAGUUUUUAUGUUGUCGAUCCUCCUCUGCAGUUCAAGUCAGUUCAGAAUUGGCUGUUACUUAAAUUUGAUUUCAGAAAACCCAAAUUAGAUUUAAGAUAUAAUUCAAAUGUGAAAAAUUCACCUAAUUUCCCUUCAUUGUUUCAUUGUUCAUCUUAAUCUCUACAUUGUUUCAAUUACAAUUUAUUUUCUGAAAUGUUCCUUUUUUCUCAAUUUGCUGUAAAACUGUUCAUCACUGAGGCCUUGUGGUAGGAAUAUCCAUUCCUUUUUUGCUUUUUUUUUUUGUUGAGUUAUCUUUACAUGGUUUAUUUUUAUGAAAAUGAUUAAACAGGCUUUUAUAAGCA